CUUGUAGAAUUUUGGUUUCUCCGAGACAUUUACAAAACAAGUGUAAACAUUUCCGGUCAUGCCACUUACUUGAAGCAUGAGAAAGCCACAGUGUGAGGACAAUGCCUAGGUUCUCAUGGCAUCAGGUUUUCAGUUUUGAAUAUGGUCAAAUAACCAAUGACCCAUUGCCCACUGACAUCUGCCCAGCACCAGAGUGAAGAUGAAGUUACUAAGGCACCGCAUUGCCCAGGUCUACUAUACUCAUGGGCUGUUUUGUGCCAGUCACCCCUACUCCAUUCUCAUCACAGUGUGCACUAUCAUCCUUAUUACAUGCUAUCCUCUCAUUAAUCUCCCACUACCAGGGAAUGCACCCCAAGAGUUUAAGUCACAGCUAUCCAGUUAUUCAGUUCCCUCCAGAGUUUAUACAGCAGCUAAAGAAAAUGAAUCUGAUGAGGAUCUCAAGCGACCAAGAUGGUAUGUGGGCCCUCCAGUAGGCUUUGUCCAACAAUUUGUGAUUAAGUCUGCUGUGUCACCAUGGCAUCCUCAGCAGAUGAUACCCACUGAUGCGUUUCGGGCUCCACUUAGCAGAGUCUUUCAAGUUUUGCAUGAAGUUGAAAGCUUUCAGCAUCAAACCCGGGAUGGCAUGCAGGCAAUUCAAGACAUAUGUCUCCACAUCUCGGAGCCCAUCUCCUCAGGGCAUAUUAAAAACCUGUUACCUCAAUAUUCCUGCUUCAUGGUGUCUCCUGCUAACUUGUGGCACAGUGAUCAUAGGAGAUUCAGCAAAGACCCAGAAAUUAUAAAAACAGUUUAUCAAAAAUAUGGUCAAACAAUUGAGACACCACCAACUAUUAAAGAUUUGCUCUUUGGCUUGCCCUGGAAAGACACUGGCAUCAGCAGGUAUUUCAUUAGAAACAGGCAGCGUGUCAUCUCCUAUGCCAUCACAAUAAUCUUAAAAAAGUAUGAUAAAGGGUUUAUAAGUGCCCUGAGGGAAAGACUUGAAAGGGCAUUCCCAGAAACUUCUCUCAAUGUGAACAAUACAGAGGUAGACAGCUUGGUACACGUGCAUUACAAAGACUUCAAUUACAUUGUGGAGUAUACACCACUUCUCGUCACUUAUUUUGUGCUGCUGUUGUACAUCUACUUUUCAGUUCGCAAGAUCGAGAUGGUGAAGUCUCAGUUUGGUCUGGCUGUCAGUGCUGUGGUAACAGUUGUCUCAUCCCUCUUCAUGUCCUUGAGCUUGUGUUUUUUCUUUGGUCUGAACCCUACCCUCAAUGGCAGUGAAAUCUUCCCAUACCUUGUGAUGCUUAUUGGUUUGGAGAACGUUCUGGUCAUCACAAAAUCUGUGGUUUCUACUCCAGUCCACCUAGAUGUCAAAAUCAGAGUUGCUCAAGGGCUGAGCAAGGAAGGUUGGUACAUUACAAAAAACUUGUGUACAGAGUUGUUUAUUAUCUUCAUUGGAUUCUUCACUUUUGUUCCAGCCAUACAGGAAUUCUGUUUGUUUGCUCUUGUGGGUUUGUGGACAGAUUUUUUCCUGCAAAUGUUGUUCUUUGCAACUAUCUUGUCAGUUGAUAUUCGACGCAUGGAGUUGGCUGAUCUACAUCGUCAGAGUGUACAGCAGGGCCCUGAACAGGACUUGUCAACAUCAAUCCAGCCCCUGAUUCAGUGUCCUUUUGCCUCUCGUCUCAACCCCCAAAAACGUCCUUCCACUCCGUGUGCUUCAUCCCACCCAAAUUUUGAUAGAGUUUCUCCAGCUCCAUCUGCCCAAAGGUCAACACCAACACCUUAUUCCCCAAUAAGUUCAUCCCUUACUGAAGACCUUCGGCAUUCCACACCAAAAAUCUACCGCUCAAAGUCAGCACCACGUCUGGACAUAGAGUAUAGUCAGGAGCUGUCACAAACUGCACCUCAGCAAAGCCAAGAAGCUUUUUUCCAGAACAUGCCAAGGCGGUUAAGACUGUUUUACUUCUGGGCCAGAACCCGGAUCUUUCAGAGACUGAUCAUGGUUUGCACUGUUAUUUGGAUUGCCCUCAUCGUGUACAAAACAGGGCUUGUGGAGCAGCUAGCAAAUCUUGAAGACUCCUCCAUGUCAUCACCUGCCACUGGCCAGCAGCACCUUCAUCAAUGGGGAGACCAUCCUUUCUCCUCAGACAUGAUGCGUGAGCGAUCACUUGAGCAGGAAGCUGACAGUCCAUCCUUACUUGGGAAGGGAAUGUGGUGGGGUCGUGAUGGAGGUGAAGAGCCACUAGAGGCUGGUCUGGUGGAGCACACACAGCUAGAGGCCUGGCGAGGCUUAUCUCACAAACACUGGCCUCGUCUUCUGGCUUUAUACAAUAUCAGCAUACUUGGCAGGUACAUCAGUAUUUUGCCCUCCAUUCAUCUCUCCAUCAUUGUUGACCCUCAAGUAGCACUACAAGAACGGCAUCCUAGUGAGUCUCAGGGCUAUCUGUUACCAUCACAGUCUCUGCCUACUCAGGAAAGCCACUCCUCUACAGAAAACAAGCAGCAGAAUAUUUGGAGCUAUUCCUCAGACAACACCCAGUACACAAUGUACAAUCCAGAGCAACUAAAAGCAUUCUAUCCUAAGUCAAAGCGAGAGUUUGUUAUCACCAUCUGCUUGAGUGUUCUGUCUGUCAUUGUCAUCACCUACUUUAUGGUGGCUCUGUACAAGUGCAUGUGCUCUCGAAAUUAUUCUCGCUGGCGACACUCUUUGGCAAGAUACAAGGCUCGCCGUCAACGAGCAAAGGGAACUUAUUAUAAACAAAUCAAAGAUGCAGUGCCAAUCAUUUUGACUGGUCAUAAUCAGGAAAUUGAGUGUGUAGCAGUGGAUGGACAAUUUGUUGUCAGCUGCUGUCUGGGUGGUCAGUUACGCAUGUGGGAUUCUAACACUGGUGAAUGCAUCUCCAUCAUGCAGCGCUACAGUAUCACUCCGCCCAGACGUCGAAGGCCAUGUGUUGGUCGCAAUAUUGAAGAUAGUGAUGCAGACCUCUAUGCUGAGUAUCAUGGGGAUAAGAUGACUCCAGAGAGCACAAGUUCCUCAGAAGGAUCAUUUAUAGACAGAAAUAGGCUGUUGGAACGGCGUUCAGAGAGGAAUCGACACGUCAUUGACAGAUAUCGUGACCUUGGCUUGGAUCUGGUCAGCUCUAUCAACACUGACUUUGUUGCCAUGGAUCCACAGCCAGAUGCAGACCACACACAGGGUUAUGAUUUCAAAAGGUGGUUGGACGGAGUCAGCACUGAGCAUUUUCAGCCUUUGUCAGAUGUGCCAUUUGCAAAUCGUAAGAUACCCAGUGCUGAUGGGAAUUGCACUGUACCACCUGGGGAGGAUGUGCGUGCUCGUAGUUGGAGCCAAGGUGACAGUACUAUAAUAGGGGAUCCACUUCUGGCAGAGGAUGGUUCAGAAGGUGCUCGGGCAUCUGCCAUUUGGUGCCUGACUGUGAAAGAUGGCCUCAUAAUUGCUGGCUGUGGCAAUGGAAGGAUUGAGAUGUGGGAGGGAGAAACUGGCAGACUGAAGUACCAGUACAAUGUUUCUUCAUCUGGUGUCACUGCAGUCUGCUUUACUGGGAACAGGAUUAUUGCUGCUCGGGUUGAUGGAAGCCUUGAUGUCUUUGAGCUGGAGACAUUUCAGAAUUCUUCUGUUCUUUCUCCAUCAUCAGCAGUAUCAGCUCGCCCUCACAGAGGACAUACAAGACAAUACAGUGCUGGAAAUCUGCGACCAUUGCGACUUUGGGAGGAAGUUGUUCGCCUGAACUGUAUUGCAUCUUUUCGUGCGCAUCAGCGGCCCAUAACAUGCUUACAGUGUGAAGGCAAUCGAAUUGUGACAGCCAGCCAAGACCACACGCUAAAGGUAUAUCGGCUUGAUGGGCGUGAUUGCCUGUACACACUCUAUGGACAUGAGGACCAUGUGACAGCCCUUUGUCUUGAUAAGUGUCCACCCUAUGCAGCAGCCAGUGGCUCAGCUGAUGGCACAAUGCGUUUGUGGGAUCUUGUUACUGGCUCCUGCAUCCAUAAGUUCAUGUGGCACAAGCAAGCUAUUAUCCGAUUAGCUACAUCCUUACAGUUUAUUGUUAGCUUGGGUCAAGAUGACUGUAUGUGUGUCUUGGACAGGACUCGUGGACAGCUUCUUCACAAAAUCUCCAUGGAGUCGUUUGGAAGCAGUUUGGUGCUGAUGCCGCACAAUCUUGCAGUGACAGGUGCACAGGGUAAGCUGGAACUGUGGGAUUUGUCAAGAGGGUGUCUUGUUCGGCCAGUGCCUUUUCAGGAUGGGGACUCUGCUUUUAUAACACACCUUGAAACUCUGAACUCCAAUUCACUAGUAUGUGCUGCAGGCACAAGUCUCAAGGUCAUUUCCUUUCCAACAACUUUAGAGAAAGCAGAAUGAAAAAAAAAUGCAUGGAAGAAAAGCCAAAAAAUAGUUAAAACUUAAACAGUAUAUAAAGUAACAUCAAAGGGCAACGAAGGUGUCCUUACAUAGGACUUUUCAAAGUCAAAGAAUGAACUGUGGUUAAAAUGUGGAGAAAUGAAAAGAGUGGCCUUAAGCAUUUUUGUUUAUUUAUUUCUGUAGCUUUUUGUGUUGUCCAUUUUUUUCUGGUUGUGAAGACAUAUUCAUUUUGAAUAGUUCUUUAAAGUGAAUAAUCAAAUUGUGUUGAAAACAUCAUGUAAAAAACUUUUUGAAAAAGCAACAACCAAAAAGCUUGGAUUUCAAGACAUUUUCACAUUAUGAUCUAGGGAAAGAUGCAGGAUGAGAAUGAACUGGAAACAUAAGACAGUAGUUUUUGGUUUGGAAAAACAGCAAGCAUUAAAACAAAAAGAUAAAUUAGAUAAUUUGUACAUAUGUAUGCUAACAACUUCAUUUAUUCUCUACCAUUCUACUUAAAGGGCCAUUUAAUGUUACUAAUACCAAUUUCUUUAAUUGGGUGAUCUGUGUUAGCAUAAUUUUUGGCAGCAGCAGCCUCUUUUGUAUUAUGGAAAUGACAGCAUCAUUCAUGAUUGUUUUAAAACUGGAUCACCAAGAAAACCUGUUCACCUUUUAUUUAUAAUAACAUAAUAAUCAUCAGAGCUAUUUUUCUGGAAGUGUUAUUACCUGUGUGUUCAAUGUGCCUACCAUCCCAUUUUUCUAAGUUCUUGAAUUUGUAAAAAAUAUGUGAAUUGCUUGUACAGUUUAUUACAUCCUUGUAUUUCAUUUUUUUUUCUUUUGACAACAACAAAAGCAACAAAGGAGAAUAAAACCAGUCUGUUUGAAUCCACAGUCUUCAUAGUCCUGCAGUCAACAUUCAUUUACCUGCUCUCUAUACUGCUUGCUGGCAAUUACAGAGCAAUCUAGAAAGUAAAAAAAUAUAUAUUAGAAAAAUGAUAUUUAGAAUUUUGUCUCUGAGACAUUUUUUCAGUGCAGCAUCUCAAUUAGAACCAAUUAGAACCAAACAAGUUUGGAGUCAAGUACAGGUUUUAAUCCCUCACAAAGUUUAUAAGGCACUUGUUGAAGUAACCUCCCUCCAUUAUGAAAGUAUCCUCCCUUCAAUGAGUUCAUGAAACUUAUCCUAAUAGCAGAGAAAAGUAAUAGUUGUUUUCUUUAGAACUGAAAUGAUUUAUUGGUAAAUAAUGGCAGGGCUAGCCCAGGGUUUAUGCCUGCAAAAUAUGACCCCAAAAGUGUAGCGUUUAUUUGUUUACCAAAUUGCAUUACCAGAAUACCCAAAAAUCAUGGUUAUGAGCUGAUUCUGAAGAAGGUGACUUAAUCAUGUCAGAUGUGAUGAACUUACAUGUUUGCUGGUCUGCAUCCUGUUCAUAGACAAUACAGGAAGACCAGAAAUACAUUGCUUUAGAGAUAUAGAUGUGCCAGAUGCUGCAUUGACUUCACUUGCAUACAUGGUCAUAUGAAAACACAAGAUAUUUACUAGAUCAAGAUUCUCACCUUUUAAAAGAAUCACCAGGUUUCUUGACCAUUUCACAUUUUACAGUUUCACAUCGACAUUCUCUCUGAGUGGCAUACCAAUAGGCACUAUUACACUGCCACAUCGGAGCUUUUUAGUGCAAAAAUGUGAAUAAGCACCGAUUCGGUCUCGGUGAUAUGGACAUCCAAUCAACUAUAUUUGCGUCAGUCAUGCAGUUUUCAGGAAAGGAAGGGGGGGGGGGGAUAUAAGGGUGCUACUUUUUGACGCUACAGUCUUGUUGACAAUAUUGUUGAUUUUAUAUCUGCUACCAUUGUCUCUGUGAUGGGUCCUUAGUUGUUUAUGGAUUUCAUCUUUCUUAGUCAUAGAUAUUAAAAUGACUGUUCUGAGGUGGGGUUUCUUGUACUUUUCAAGGAAAAUAUUUUUGCCUAAGAUGUAUGUGUUUUAUUGUACAUCUGGAAAAUUUGUAAAAAAAGAAAAUGUAGGAGCAAUCUGUACAGACUGUUGAUUUGUGGGGGGUUUUUUUUCUGUUGCAGACUUAUUCUGUAUCUUUUUGUUUGCAUGCUUUGAUCGUUUUCUUAUUGCAUCUUGAUCUGUGUCAUAAACAUGGAGAAACCAUUCAGUUAGUCCCCUACUUAUGAACAUUCAAGUUCCAAACUUUGGUGCAUGUAAACAAAGUUGAGCUCAAGCUCAAAAGUAGUUCAUAAGGAUUGUCUUAAAGUUAGCAUGUAACGAUAGUUUGCAUGUCCGCUGAGUGGCGGCAGCAGGAGGGAGCAUGGGUAUGCACAUCCUAAACAAUAGCUGUAAGAUUUUAUAAACUUUAGUUUAUAUCUGUACUAUAAUUAUAAACUGUUAUAAACUUUAUUUCAUGUACUUGAAGGUUGUUCAAGCACAUUAAAAACAACUGAAAACUAUUGGUUUAUAUUGGUACGUCCAAAAGUAGAGCUGGUUUUACAUGUACCAUACUGUAAUCACGAUACACAUCCAUCCCAGUCUCAAACAAAUGCACAUACAAACAGCCUCCUGAAAUGGAACCUGUUGAUAAGUUUGGGACAUACUGUACUUAUUUUUGCAAAAUUACUCAUGGAGGUGCUCCAAAAACAGUAGACUUAUGGAGUAGUAUCACAAUCCCAAAAUGCCUUGCUGUAUGUGAUAAUUUAUUUUUUAUGGCAGGGAAAAGACAGUUGUGUGCUAUGUGACCAUUUAGAAAUCAGUGCAACUAAAAGACCAUGUGUUUGUUGCUGAACUUUCAGAAUUAACUGACUUCAGCUGAGUUAAGAUGUUAAUACCAUAAUCUUCAUGUAAAACUUCUUUGCUCUGCAUUAUGUACAUUUCAAGCAAUAACGUUAGGUAUUGUUCUUUUAAUAAAAUCUGCUCUGAUGCAGCUCGGUUUGCUUGAGAUAGUCUCCCAGAAGCCUUCCAGGGGAUACUCUGAGCACCAAAUCUACUGACUCGUUAACAAUGAUCUCAGUCCUCUUAAAGAUGGUUACAUUUUGUAUGUGCACAUUGUACAAGAAAAGUCAUAUUAGCAUGAAUUCAUUUGUUUGCUAUUUUCUUAUGCAGAUAUGCAAAGCUAGUGUGAUACACAACUUAUGUAAAUUAUUUGAAUGCUUCAGAAUAUCAUUUAGUAUCAUUUGCAUUGUACUAAUCCAUUUAGGAGAAAUUUGAAAAUACCAUAAGUUUGUUAAACAGCCCUUCUGUCAGUAACUUAUGACCAUUCCAUUCUACAACCCUUCUAUGCUUACAUGAUUCAGACAUGGAUGAGAGAGAGAGAGCUGUUAAUGUAUGCAUAUUCAUGUUCUGUUUUAAGGACACAAAUGUGGCAAGACAGUCAACAUUAGUCUAUGUCUAAAGGCACAUCUUUUAAUUAAAAUCCUCACAUUUUUGUUAUCUGAAGUUAUGUACAUUCUGUGCAAACUUAUUAUCUUCCAAUGUCACCUUACCUAAAAGAAACAAUGCAUGUAAAAUGAUCUUCAGACUUCCACUAAAUGUGACUAAUCAACAAACAAAAUCAGGAAGUGCAAACUGUUCAGUUUAUUCUUGUACGCUAAUUAAAGCAGCUUCUUGUUUCAUGCAUUUUUGUUGCAGUAUUAUAUAAAUGAUGACUGUGCCUGUAUUGUGAUAAAUUGUGAAAUUUGUGAAUUAAGCCUGGAGAUAUUGUUUCUGCAGCUGUAUUAUAUAUAUAUCUCUGAGUUUGUGUGCACUUUUGUGCCUUAUGUGACAAAAGAUUUACUGGAAAUUCACAUAAAAAAGCAGCUCAAAAUAAGGCAUGUAUUUUUCUAGAAACUUGCAACUUUAAGUUGGAAUUUAUUAGAUGAAGAUUAUGAGCUAUUAAAUUUUAAGGCAUAAAACAGA
Messenger RNA from Pomacea canaliculata, 8216 nucleotides. RefSeq names its product sterol regulatory element-binding protein cleavage-activating protein-like. Lineage: Eukaryota; Metazoa; Mollusca; Gastropoda; Architaenioglossa; Ampullariidae. The transcript is spliced from 26 exons. Gene Ontology annotation, molecular function: protein binding; sterol binding. Gene Ontology annotation, biological process: SREBP signaling pathway. Bases 200 to 4357 code for a protein of 1385 amino acids. Gene Ontology annotation, cellular component: Golgi membrane; endoplasmic reticulum membrane. The record is from RefSeq and is a predicted model, not a curated record.